Molecule: messenger RNA, 10499 nt
Organism: Phasianus colchicus (ring-necked pheasant)
Lineage: Eukaryota; Metazoa; Chordata; Aves; Galliformes; Phasianidae
Gene: PAG1
Product: phosphoprotein membrane anchor with glycosphingolipid microdomains 1
Biological process (GO): intracellular signal transduction; negative regulation of T cell activation
Cellular component (GO): membrane raft; plasma membrane
Molecular function (GO): SH2 domain binding
Source: RefSeq, a predicted model, not a curated record
CGGGAGGCGGCAGCCGGGGCGCGCCCCGCCGCGGGGCCGGCGCCCGCCGGAGGAAGCAUUUGUCGAUACUGUCCAUCACUGGGACAUCAAGCUCUACAGAGACUCUUAAGACGCAGAAGCUGUGCUUGGCACAGAUGCUGGCCUUCUCCCAGUGGUAGCCUCUUCAUCCCCAGUGACACCAGCUCCUGCUACUAUCAUGGGACCAGACAGCAGCUUCCUCAGCAGCGGACGGAUCCACGUCAUCCUGUGGGGAAGCUUGGCAGCUGUAACAACGCUCUUAUUCCUCACCUUCCUCAUCUUCCUCUGUUCCAGCUGCAACAGGGAAAAGAAGUCCAAACAUCAGAAUGGAGAUCAUGAAAAUCUGAUGAGUGUGCCUUCUGAGAAGGAGGUGUUCAGCCACUCCAUCACCAGCUCCGCCACGGAGCCGCCGCCCAGCAGCGAGCAGAACGGCGCGCUCAGCAAUGGCGAUGUGCUCUCAGAGGACAGUACAACUGCCUGUAUCCAGCCUUAUGAAGAAGUACAAACAUCUAUUUCUGAUCUGCUAGAACAGGAUAGUCUUGGGAAAUCCUUAAAAUGUCACCAGAGCCGGGAACUACCCAGUAUUCCCCCUAACAAUACCAUGGAGACCAUCAUCUCAGCUAGAAAUGCUGAAAAUGAUCAAGGUCUUGGAAUGGAAGGGCCUUACGAAGUCUUGAAAGACAGCUCCUCUCAAGAGAACAUAGUUGAAGACUGCUUGUAUGAAACUGUGAAGGAAAUCAAAGAUGUUGGAGCAGCAGCCAACAUGGAAAGAAGCUGCAACAGAAAGUCAGCGGCUUCAAUGAUGGUUACUGAAGGUCAGGAUCAGAUUCCUGAGUGCAGAAUUGAAUCAGCAGAGUAUGCAUCUGUUGACCGAAAUAAAAAAAGUCGCCAAAGUGCUAAUUCAGAAAGCCCUCUGGACAACACACCAGAUGUAGAGGAUGAGCUUCCUCCUCCAGUACCCAUGAAACUUCUUGAUGAAAAUGAGAAUGUGCAAGAGAACGAAGUGGAUGAAGGAGAAGGGACAGAAGGAGCAAGUAAACCAGAGAAGAGGCUUAGUUCGAUGUCUUACAAGUCUCGAGAGGAAGAUCCAUCUCUUACAGAAGACGAAAUCUCAGCCAUGUACUCUUCGGUGAGCAAGCCAGGACAGGCCAUCAGGGCAAUGGAUUCUCCUUACACCUGUAUUCAAGAAAUCACAUCUCAGAGGUCCCCGUCAGUUUGCAGCGGCCUCUAUGCGAGUGUGAAGGACUUUGAGAACACCCUCAGUACUACCACUGUGCCUCAGUCGGCGGGCAGGCCCAGCGGGGAGCUGGAGCCCGACUAUGAAGCUAUCCAGGCAGUGAGCCAAGACGAAGACAGGACCUUGUCUGUGCCUCACACAAACCACAUUGCUCUGUCAGGAGAGAAUGACUAUGAGAGCAUAGGGGACUUGCAGCACCACAGGGACAUCACCAGACUUUAACUACUCCGGCAUCCGGGUUUCAGCCUUAGUGUUGUCUGCUGGUGUUUCAAAGGAGCAUGCGAAACAAGAAGAGGGAAGCGCUUCUCAUUAUGAGGAGCAAAGCUAAGUGCAGAACAGAAGAUGUGAAGAAGCCAUGUACGUUUCAAGCGAGCGGAUGAUAUCUAUGGGUGAUUCUGGGCGGUGGACAGAAGCUUACAGGAAGGUUAAUUUUUAUUGUUGGCUUUUUAUUGUUAGUUCCUAGACGGCCAGAAUUCAGGAAGGAGCACUGUGUUUGUCAUCCUGAUAGGGUUACAUACCAAAAAGACUGCCUUUACGCAAAGCUAGCUUUUCAUUUUAGAGGAUUAUUUUGUGUCAGUUGCUUCAAUGUAUUUUUCAAGAAUCGUUUUUCACCACAUUCCGGAAUCCACUGAGCAACUCGCAGACCGCCAUGCCUCAGUCAGGUGGACUCUGAGGGCUGGGAAAGGUGUGUCAGCAUCUCUUGGGGAGCUCUAAUUCAGCCUGGUAGGACCGUGAGGGUUGAGGUGGGGUAGAAUUCCCAUUCCAUUGUCAUUGCAACUAAAGCGUAAGCAACAGUUACUUCAUAUCACAAGGGACAUAAUGCAAAUGUACUUGAAUUAAUUCCGUAGACUUUUUCUCCCUCCCUCCCUCCCUCUCUUCCUCCCUACCUUUCUUCCUUCCUUCCUUUUUCACAUCAGGGGCUGUAGAGUGUGUACUUGCAGUAUUUGAGAUGUGUACUGGUAUUUUUAGGAUUUUCCAUGUAAUUAUUUGUGAAAUACUGUUUUAAAAUGGCAAAUGGAACCCUUAGCAUUCUCGCUCUAUCCCCACAACAUGCACACAUGUACCUGCACAGACACAUGCAAGACAUCCGUCGUGUUGCAGAAGGUUGUACAAAUGAAUAUUACCAUAAUGUUUAGUCUCACCUUAAUAGUGUUGACUCAUCUUUUGAAGAAUUUUGCCCUUUUUUUAAAGACUUAAAGUAUUAUAAUAUGUUUGACUAGUGCAUUAUAUAGGAAAAUUUCUGUGUUGAGUGGAUGAUGUUUUUCAUUUUUACAGCACAUUUUCAUCUUCAAAGCUUUUGUAGGUUAACUUACUGCUUUAUGUAAUGAGAGGAAUCCUGUUCUUUCUUUGGGUUUUAUUGGUUUUUGCUUUAUAUCUUUUUCCUAUUUUAGAAGUAUGUAAAAGAACAAAUCCUGUUUUAUUUUUUUUUAAAUCUUCUUGAGCAGGGUUGAGGAGCACGCCUUGCUGUUUUUAAGCUCAAAAUAAUGGAGUCUAUAUAAAAGAAUACUGACAGAAGGCCAAAAAGAAGGCAGGAGAGUGUAUUUUGUGUGGAUUAGCCACUGGUCAUUCUUGUUCCUCAGCUAGACGGAGCAGGAGAGUCAGAACUGAUGGGACCAAGAACUUCUUGGGGUUCUGACAAACAGUUGGAAAGCCACAGUCUUUCCAGAGAUAUGAAGUUUCUCUGUAAUUGUUGAAAACAAAGUACAGUGCUGAGAUGAAAUAAGCAGGUACUGGACUGAUACUCUUGUUUUCUUCAAGAACAGUACAAUGAACGGUACAGUAAUACAAGAAUAGCCCAACAGUAGAGGAUGUACAUUAUAUUAUAUGCAUCUGUACACAGUUAUGUGUACAUUUUUGUGUGUCCCUGUGUAUACUCACAUAUACAGGUGCUUUGUAAAAAGGCAUAAACUGCGGUCCAGACUGGGUAGCCUUCACAUAACAUUCACAUAGGUACUACUGGCAUGCGCUUGAAGGGUAGUUUAUUUUAAUGCAAGAUAAACAGUACUUAAACAGGGAUUGUCUCAUUCUGUAUCAGCCUAGCAUGGGUUUAGCAUGGGUUCAGUUGGUACUGAGGUUUGAUGCAUGAGAUUGAGACCACUCAGACCACUGGCUAGUGCACAGUGCUUGGUACUAUAAAGGGCAACACAGCUCUGGGUACACACGCUUCCUAGAAGUAAGCUUAUAACUGGAUGAGGUGCAGUGGUUUAUGGACACUGACUGUAAUGACCAUGGCUUUGAGGAGCAGUGCAGUUGGAUGCCCACAGAGGAACACAGACAUCAUGGAGCCCAACCUCACACACAGUGAGGUGACACACCUGGGCCAGGCUCUUCUUUGGAGCGAGGCCAUCCAGUCCAGUCUGCAUCUGCCUUGUUCUUGGUUGUGCUGCCGUGCUUCCACAGCUGCAGCCUUUGCUUCCACCUCACUGCAGUGCUUUUUAAAGCUGACUGUGGUCUUCCUUUCCUGUCAGUGUUCCCUUGAAUGUGAAUUUGUGAAGUUCAUCUUUGACUGUUCUGUUCUUCUGCUUCACAUUGUUUAAGGCCAAAGAGAAAAUGCUUCACAUUUCAGAAGAUCUGUGCUGAAUUUGGAGACUCUUUGGAGAUUUAGCUCCAUGUUUGCUCUUUGCUCCGUGCUCUCUGUAUGUUGUCUCAGUCUGACACCUACAGCAUAGUGGGAGCCAUACCCCACUCUGUGGUUCCCACACACAUCUCAGGAUGCAGUUAUCCUUUAAGGACUAUCGUACUUGUUAUAUGGAUGACUGCUUUUGAAGAAACAGUAGCAACAUGAGGUUUGUCAGGUUCACAGAUGCAAUUUCAAAAAAUAAUAGCAAAGAAAAACAUGGAGGUCUUGCUUUCAAAAUUUUAAGCUGCAAAAGAGAAAAUAAAGCAUCAACCUCAAAGUAAGCCUCGCCAAUAUCAGCGAGUCCAGCAAAGAAGGGCCUGCCUGCUCAUAUUCACUGUCUUUCAGAGCAGAACCAGGAGUGCUGGAUGGGAAGAAGAGCAGUGAGGCUCAGCCCCUUCUUUCCUUUCUUUCCUCUAUUGGGAAAUGCUUUGUCUGUUUCCCCACCCAGCCUCCAACUUUAGGCAGGUGACAUAAUACAACCACUGUUCCUUACAGCAUUCAGUCCCAGCUGCCAUCCCUGAUCUGUUUGUGAUCAGGAUUCAGGCUCUGACCAGGCCAGUUUCCUCUGAACUCCUUGCAGGAGGACUUGCUUUCAGCUCCACAGACCCUCAGCCCGCUCAGGCUCAGGCUCUGGGCUGCUGCACGCAUGGCUGCCCUCACCUCCAGACCCAGUGAGCCAUGAAGGGAAUUACCUCCUGAACAAGGGCAGGUAAGGAGUUACAUCUCUGCAAUCUCCAUUAUGUAGUCUAAUGCUAAAGAAGAAUAUUUUAGAAUUUAAUUCAAGGUUCUGAAAUGAAUAGUUCUAUCACUUGACCUUAGUUUUCGUUUCCUCUCACCAGAAGUAAGAUCUGUUCUUUGGCUGCUAUUGCCAUGCUUCUUUUUCACUAGUAUACCAGGUGGAAAGAUUUUUCCAGCAGCAAUCUUCAAAUACGUUAAUUUUACUGGAAAGAAAGGGGAGUUUCUUCUACUUAUCUCUUCAUUGCCAUUUGUUUCACUUUCAUCAUAUUCCCAAAUAAAAAGGCAACAUGCUGAAUGAGGUAUUUAUUACGUAAUGAUCUUUUCUGGGACAACUUCACAGGUGAUUUCUUUAUCUCCAUUUGUUAGCAUAACUGUUGAAGAAACUCAACUUUUCUGUAGUAAAGCCAAGUAAAGCUGCAAUGUCAGUGUACUUACACUACUGAAAAGAUCAUUUCUGAUUCCCUUCUGGGGACAGGUAGAAAUAGGACAUGCAGUUUGGAUGAACUUCCAUGAACCUGUCUCCUGUGGGACUUCCAGCCACACGCUGAAGCCAGCAGUCCCUUUCUACAAUGACGAGUUCAGAAUCACUUUCUCAGUCACAGUGAAACAUCUGUUUAAGGAUACCUGUGCACAGGCACAAACAUAAUUGCAGCAGUUAGAUCAGCUAUAGUGCCUUUUCUACCAAGUACUUCCAUACUCUUUUUCCACACCAAAAAGAGUGUUUCCUCCAUUUUUUUGUGGGGGAAACAGCUUUGGAAACAGUUGGAAACAGCUUUACAGUCACAUCAAUUGCACUGGACCUCAGUUAGCCUCCGUUUAGCAAUAGCCUCUCACAAACUUCCUUUAGAAAGCCCAGCAAUGUAGCUACGAUAAUUAACUUUGCAAUAAGAAUGAGCAGUCUUCUUUUGAAGAACCGAUGUUGUUCAACAGUGAGUAUUCAGGGAGAUGUGGUCUGUGUCCAUAUCAACUGUGAACAAUUGGCAGCUUCAGUCUUUGUACUGGCAUCAAUUACAGGCUUGCUGGUAUGCAGCAGGCCUUGCAGGGUGGGGGAACUGCAGAGAGGAACGGGUGCUGGGGUUCAGGUCCAUCAGUCACAGAAAGCUGGGCCAUCCCACAAAGCGGCUGGCUGAGGGUCAGCUGCCUUGUUCCUUAGGCCCUCGUGUACUGUGCCUCCAGGGAACCCAUCUUGCCAGGAUUCCUCUGGACUCUGUACUUCUCCAUGGCUCCCUGAACAGCUCCUCUCACUUGUCUUGAUCAAAAUUCUGUAUACGCGGUGCUCUCUGUUCAACCUUUCAAUGGUGCUUUUAUACAAUGCUGGAUAAAUAGGUUCAAUGUGCUUUCUGAAAGCUGACAUGUAAAGCUGUGACACAGAGUGUUCUCUCUAGCAUUUUCUACUUCACAGAAUUUACUGUUAACUGUGUUGCUCUGCAAAUGGCUGUCAGUGCUUCCCUGCUUAUUGCUCACCUUGCUCAGAACUGUCACGCUUAGCAAGCCCAGGUUGGGUGGUAGAGUUCAAAAGCAGCCAUUCAGGUGGAGUACCUUGGCCUGAGAGCAGUUAGAUACAUGGCAGUGUGCAGUGUGGGGCUGGAAACAGCACGGAUCCCAGCUGGAGGGUUUUAUUCUCUCAGCAUGUAUAUAAAUUUGUUUGCACAAUAACUAUAAGAAUUCUAUUUCAGCAACAAACAAUUUAAUUUGGACCAAAUGCCAAACAGGGAUUUCUGCUCUUUGGAACUUAAUAGCAGGUAUUUUAGAACAGUGUUAUUUAUUUAGGUUGGGGCAGUAAGGCUGCUGUAUGCUUUACAAGUAACUUGGUGUGUGUGAGAAUUCUCUAUGGAGAAUUAGAAUGCUGAAAGGUAUUCAAUCUGAUGGCUGCUUCUAGGGUGACAUGCUGAAGACUUCCAAAAGCAAAUCUCUUCCUGGGAGCAGGGUGCAUAAUUGCUAUUAAUAUGUCUUUAUAUGCUUGUGCUGAAGUUGAUUUGCAGCAUAUCUUCUGGGAUGGUCCAGGCUGAAGACAUUGCCAGAACUUAUCUCAGCCUCAAAAAUAAAAACAAAUAAACAAGCAAACAACAGAAAAGUAUUUUUCUAUCCCUUGCUAUUCAGUCAGAUAUCAACUUGUUGAGGAUUAUGCUGAGAACAAGCACUAUGGAUGGAGCAUCACAGAGAUGAAAGCAGUGGGUUCCUUUUCUUCCAGGAGAGAGAACCCCAUUUGGUUGAGCGAAUAUGAAAGAUCCCAUGCUCAGCAUUCAUAUACCCUCAACAGAAAGUAUUAGACAAAUUAAUUGCCUACUUCCCGUCGAUUGCAUUAGGAUAUCAUGUACCCUACACUGCUUUUCCAUAUGGACGACAGAAGGAUGAAAGCUUUUUUCUGAUGCAAAGUUCUUGUUGUUGACUUGAUUAAACUUACUUUAUGUGUAAGCCAUAGAUCAGCAAGAGAGAGUCUUCACAACGUAGAUAUAUUUCACCUAACUCUAUAUGAUUAGUUUUGUAGGCAGAAUCACUACAACAUCUUCAGGGUCUACACUUGCUUUGACCUGCUCAUAUAUCUAGCUUGAGCACUACAAUUUGCUUAGCAAAAGUAUGGGUUAUCAUUAUAUUAUGUAUCCAUUAGCUUGCCUGAUGUAUGGACAACAUAAAUCUUACCAUUCUGAUUUGCCAAGCUGUGAGGUUUGGUUUCUGGAAGUCUUCAGUUUCAAACUGGCCAGAAGGACAGUCACACAAUGGGGCUUUGGGCAACCUAUUCUAAUGGAUGGUGUUCCUGCCCAUGGCAGGGGCUGGAAUGAGGUGGUCUUUAAGGGCCCUUCCAAACCAAACCAUUCUGUCAUUCUAUGAUAGCAAAGUGCUGAAAAAUAAAGAUGUUUGUGUAAAUGUAAACAUGCUCACUGUUAACUGCAUAGCAGCUUGUCAACUAUAUGUGCUUUUCCUUUGCUGCACACAUUUCUAAAUAUCAGCUUUCAUUUGUGAUGUUUGUUCAUUGUUAUAAAAAGUCUGAUAGAUUUUCAUCAUCUAAUUUUAACUAGAAUAUUUGUUAUACAAAAUAUGAAAUGAGAUCUUUGUUCAGUCUAAAAGGCAGCUGUGUAAUUUCUUAUAGUUUAUGACAAUGAAUCAACAUGCUUAAUGUAUUUACAAAGUACAUAAGUAAGAUGUGAGUUUAAAAUGCUUUGUUUUGGAUUUCAGAAUGCCUCCCUUUCAUUUCAUGAUAAUGUUACCAACUUUGUAAUUUUAACCUCGUAACACUGGAGAGGGGUUUUAAAACCUUACAAAUCUUGUUACUUUAAAAAAGAAAAAAAGCACUGGUGUUUAGCCUUCCUAAUGUGUACGAAGAGACGCUCUUAUUUUAACGUUUGGAUUUUAUUUACCUAACUGCUCCUCCCUGCCAUGCUUAGCUCUCUCUGUCAGUUUUCUCUUUUGUCCUUGAUGAAAUACGGUACCUGGCCACUGUCCAGUGGGCACAGAGGCUGCGUUGCUUCACAAUGCUGCAUGGGAUCUUCCUGAUCUGCUGCUGGGAUGUAGAAGCCUGGACUUGCGCUCUGAAGUCAUGCAUUUUGGGGCAACCACAUCCUGUUUUGCAGACUUCUGUGGAGGUCUUCACUUUCUUUCAAGUUCAGCCAAAGUUUUGCAGCUGACGUGUAAAGAUGUACAGUAAGAAGUGAAUUAGUGCAGUGUUUAAAUGCAUUAGUAAAAAACACCUAAGAGCACAAUAACCUCCUUUCUCAUCUGUGUGAGGACAAUAUCAUUUGGUCUUUAUCUCUGACUCCACUGGAGAAUGGCCACAGAACAAAGCUCCUCUGGAUAUCCUACCAGCAGGCAGUUCCAUGCAGCUAUUUCUGACUGUGAAUGAGCAUCUGGAUCACCCCUGUGGCUCCCCCAUAUACCACCUUCAUGCUUUCCAGUAGGCCUGUAGUGAAGACACUUGAGGAGUGAUGACAACUCCAUGGUGAUGACAAGGAGGAAUCGUCCUUGGCUUCACAGGCCUGAGCCUUGGAGCUGAACGUGUGCUCAGAGUGAACCUGCAAACCCAGGGAAGAGCAUUUAGUGGCAGGGCAGGGCAAGUAUAUCCUACUGUAGCAGCUUGGAAGAAAGAGGUCAAAGGAAAAAUAGCUGAGCGUCAUUUGUGCUGCAUCCAUCUUGCAGACAACCUAUUCAUAAAGGUAGAAGAGAUUGCAGUGAAGUUGCCAAGAAUCACAUAAGGGAUGGGUGGAAUUGCUCUCUCAGUAUUCCCCCAACUCAGAGGCAGCGGCAGCUCCUCUGUGUCCCUGAUCUUUUAUCAAGCCUCCAGGCAGCAUAAAUGAAAUGAAAAUAAACUGUAUAUGCAUGUGCUUUUGUCCCAUGAUAAUCCCCAAGUGGGCAAAUGUAGGUGCACUCAUCUAAGUACCUUCAACCAUCUGCAGAUUUGGACUUCCACAGAUGCCUUUUUAGCUCCCUCCCUCCCUCCCCCCCGCCAAAAAAGAAGUGAAAAAGUGGAUGACGUCACUGAAAAAUAAUUUGUAUGAGAUGAGGGUGCAGGAUUAGAUCCUAAAAGUUUAGGAGAUGUUUGGUUUGGUGCUAGGUACUUUUCUUUGUAUUUUCAGUGAAAUGAAUUUUCUUCAUGGUCUGAUAUGACCUCCAUAGGAACAACAAAAAACACAGUUUGGUAUGUGGAUAUUUAUCUCCAAUAGCUGUUACUAAAAACCCACCUCAGUAGAAUUCACUUCAAAUUGGGUGCUAUAGGAGCUUCAGCACAAAAUGUAUGGAACAUUGCCUACUUAGAACGUAGUGGAUAAGUAUUUGCAAUUACAGACACUUGUUUAUUUUAACCAUUGUUUUAUAAUGGGAAAAGUAUUUAUUAGCAGAGUGGUUUUCUAGCAAUAUUCUCUCAAGGAAAGUUCUAGCAGCAGAUUGUGCUUGCAGGACAGCUAUUUGAUUUUCUGGUCACUGAAGAAGAACUGCAGACAUCCUCUAACCAGCAUGACCUUCUGAACAGAGAGGAUUAGAUCGAGCUCUGGCUUUCACCGAGUGGAUACGGUUAAAUAAGCUGUGCAGUUCAGCUCUGAAGGUAGCAAGAGCAGUUCAGUGAAACGACUGUAAUAUAUAAACCUGGAGUCAGUGCAUGCAGACUUCCAAGCUGGCACUGCUGAGCCUUGUUUGCUACACGAGUGGUUAUUUGGCUUGCUACCUUUUUGAAAUCAAUAUGGUUUUAUUAACAGCACUGCAGACACCAAAAUGCUGUAGUAUUGCAGAAUGUAUGCUCCAUAAAUUGUAGCUUGACUGUAAUUGCAGGGCUUGUGCUACUGUCAGAGCAGCUCAGAGCCAACACUAAGUUGCAUUUUGUAAAGUGAUAAAUGCCGUGACGUUCCCUUCAAUGUUUUGUAGGAGUAUACACAAGUUGUGUAAUUUAGUCAUACCCUUAUUCAAAGAAUCUUCAUCUGAUAUUUCUAGCCAACCCAGCUUUUGGCUGCUGAAAGCACAGUAGGUUAUUAUGGUUAUUUACAGUAAACGUAGAUGAGUUUUAUGUAAAUAUGUCAGGAGAAAAAAAUAUGUUACUUAAACGUAUGAGGCUGUUAUCUAAAAGUCAGAACAUAGGUCAAUGAUAUAAAAUGCAGCUUUCAUUUAUGUACAGCAGUAUCCUAAUAUUUGCUCCUUUACACGGGGGGAAAAAGACAUUUAAGAUUCUGGCCUGCAUUCUCUGAAAGCAUUUCAAAUUGGCUCUGCUAUUUUCUCCGGUUAAUGUAUUUGCAAAUGCCUUUUGAAUGGAUUGGAAAUCCAUGUCAAUUAUGUUGAAUGAGAAAUGCUACACUGCAGUGAAAUCAGUUGAAUUAAAAAAUCCUGGGAAAACAGAUUGGAUUGAAAUCCAUAUAAAAAUCCAGUCACCAGAUGGAAUAAAACACAAUAAAUAAGAUUUGUCUUUUU